This is a messenger RNA of Seriola dumerili (greater amberjack), 3044 nucleotides long. RefSeq names its product chromosome unknown C3orf70 homolog. The record is from RefSeq and is a predicted model, not a curated record. The transcript is spliced from 2 exons. The coding region runs from base 315 to 1193 and encodes 292 amino acids. NCBI's taxonomy places the organism in Eukaryota, Metazoa, Chordata, Actinopteri, Carangiformes, Carangidae.
GGGAGGAUGGAGAGAUGUGUGGAUCACGACCACGGGAGGCUGUGAAUCUGACAUUACACCUCGCCAACUGACGCUCUUCCUCGUAUGAGCACUAACCCAGCUGCUGCUCUGGACACACAGACCCAGCACCGUCUCUCUCUCUCUCUCUCUCUCUCUCUCUCUCUCGUCCGUCUUCCAGCUGAAAAGCUUCCUGGGCUACGUGGACCGGAAAACCUCGGCUCAGUCCCUCACGGUUAUGUUGUAGUUUACUCGGACGAGGCUGUGUGCGUUUCGUGAGGUUUUUUUUUUUUUUUUUUGAUCCAGGAAAUGUUGGCAUGGCCGCCUCGGGAGCACAGAAGUGUCCGAAGAGUGAGAAGUUGGACGAGGCGCAGGCUUUGGCCAAGAGCUGCGCGGGGAGACCAGACUUCCUGCCUUGUGAUGGACUCUCCAUCUGCGCUACGCACAGCCACGGGAAGUGUUUCAAGCUGCACUGGUGCUGCCACUUGGGCUGGUGUCACUGCAAGUACGUGUACCAACCCAUGACCAAUGUGUGCCAGCUGCCUAGCACAACCGUGCCGCCUGUCGGCUCAGAGUACAGCAACACCAUCGACCUCUCCGUCUCUCUGGCUGAGCGCUUCCUGAAGCUCGCCCCCUGCUUCCGGUCCCCGCCUCACUUGGAGUCGCCCAAGUACUGCGUCAUCGCGGACCUCUUUGUGGACGACUACAUUGUCAAGCGCAUCAGCGGAAAGAUGUGCUACGUGCAGCGCCCCCCGCCCCCCUUACCAGAACCGCCUCAUCCUCCCACCCCUCCCCCACCUGCUCCAGCUACACCUCAGUUGCCCCAGAAUCCCGCUCAGCCUCGGCAACCAGUCAAGCCCUCGCUGCCGACCCAACACACACCCGCACCUGCUCCUGUGCAGCCAGUCCAGCAGGCGUACAGUGAACACAAACACCCCUCCCCUGUGGAUAAGAUAAAAGGCCCCAAAAUGGACCACUGCUCCUCUCCGUCCAGCUCCGAGGACUCCGGCAUCAACGCGCUGGGUCUGCACUACCUGGAGUCCUGCGAGGAGGAGAGCGAGGAAGAGGAGGACGACGAGUUGAGCACAGAUGGAAACUCCAGCCCCGGCAGCUUCUGGGAUCAAGACGAAUGUUCUGUGCUUUCUCCCUCCAAGUCUAUGAUAGAGAUCAUUGAAAAGAUCGAAACAACUGUGUAACUGUCAUGACAUCGACGUGGACACCAGCUGAGAGGGAGAGUCAUAUUAAUGAGAAUAACAGUCGAGGAUUUAUUAUACUUGGACCAGUUCGAAAACAAACCCUCCUCUUUAACGCUUCAGCAGGGCUUUACCAGGUUUGUUUGAAUUUGUUUUCCUGCAGGUGGCUGAGGACUGUACAUCUGCACCCGCACACAGCCUCCCCUCUGUCCACAUCCGCCGCAUGGAGUGAAUUUCUAGAACUUACUUAUUAUAAUAAAGGCGCAAAAGGAAGCACAAGAAUAUCAAGCACAUACACAGUGGACCAAAUAGACCCCUUGUACAUGGUAAUCAUGCGGUGAGAAAUCAGAAAAUACAAAAGAAUAUAUAGUAGGUGCACCUUCCUUCAGAGGAAAGUAGAAAAAGUGAAAUGUUUUUCUGAAAUUUCUCUUGAAAUUACUGGAGCUAAAUUCUGAACAGAGGUGGUAUAAGCAGUUUUCAUGACGAUAAUAAGCAGUUCAGUAAUUCUUAGUGUUCUGGCAGUCAGACUUUAUUCUGAUUCAACAUUCAAGUGGCAGAUGAGCGUGCCAUUUCUUUUUCUCUGGUCAGUGGUUCCACCCACACACGUUAGUAAUUCUGACACUUCAAUAUAAUAACCACAAGGCCAGCUACCUCUCAUGGGCCUAAAUCACAUCAGCCUUUUAACCCCUUAAUUACUAAGCUCCGAGCUGCUGGGACAACCCUGCUUUUUUGAAGUUGUUCAUAAAAAAAAUAAAUAGAUAAAAAAUUGUCGGCCCACAGUUUGUCUGCACUUUACUCACACCAACACAAGCAGUAGCUAGGUAGGUCAGUGUUCGACAAUCAAGGAUUACACGUUAGAAGCACAUUCCUUAUAAUGUACCUGCCAGUGAGGACCGAGGAUCCUCUUGUACCUUCUAAAACCAUUUAGCAGGCAUUAACACGUUGUUCUGACCACCUUUUUCUGGUCAAGCUGAACUGAACUGCAGCGCUGUUCAAGGUUAAAUGGGGCGUUAAGCGAAACAUGACUUGUAUUGACCUCUAUUAGCAGCCAAGAAAUUAAAUAGCAUAGACGUGUCUCCGGCACAGCUACAGUGACAACAGCAGGGAGUCACGCUGUCACAGCAGAGACUAGUCAGACACCUAUAGUGAGGAGGGAAUAUAUCUAAUAUAUACAUUUAAACUUAUGAAAUAAUGAAAAUGCAUUGUUAUUUGCUUUCUGGGCUUAAGAGUGAAAUGUCUUGUGAUGCCGGCUGAAAGAGGAUUCUGGGGAAGGUGUUCCGACUAGGUUAGACUUUAUGUCAGAGUUAUUUUGUGCUAUGGGGCAGGAAGAAUCACUUGAUGCACCUUUUAAAGAAGAUUACAGUAGGUAUGGAAUAGGAUGCUGAAUAGGUGUUUUGAUGUUGUGAUGGACAUAAUAUUAUAAGAAAUACACUCAAAUAUGAAACUAGCGCGAUAGCCCAUUAUUAGUCAGUUAGUAAAAUGAAGCCGGGCUGUUUUUUUUGUUUUUUGUUUUAUUUUUAUUUUCAAUAUUUAAAGAGUUAUUUCCUGGAGAGUUAUCUGCAAAAAUCACAAAAAUGUUCACAGAUAUGUAUUGCUACAAUGCUACAAGCACUAGAAUUUAAAGAAAAAGAAAAAAACUUUGCAUGACUGCAUUCAUUUGCAGAAGUCGCCCUGUCAGAAAUCAAUUUAAGAAAUUGCUGUUUCAGAGUGUUCAAAGAGCACAAAUCCUGUAUCUGUUCAAAUUCGAAUAAAAUGUUUUUUAUUCAGGGACAGCCCUUGGUAUUACACUGCACACAGUCCCUCUUAAUGCAGUUUAAAACCUGUCUUAUGUUCUUAUUAUUGUUAUAUUAUUUU